Hibiscus syriacus is the source of this 2929-nucleotide messenger RNA. RefSeq names its product probable linoleate 9S-lipoxygenase 5. Lineage: Eukaryota; Viridiplantae; Streptophyta; Magnoliopsida; Malvales; Malvaceae. The transcript has 9 exons. The coding region runs from base 16 to 2793 and encodes 925 amino acids. Gene Ontology annotation, biological process: lipid oxidation. Gene Ontology annotation, molecular function: oxidoreductase activity, acting on single donors with incorporation of molecular oxygen, incorporation of two atoms of oxygen; metal ion binding; protein binding. The record is from RefSeq and is a predicted model, not a curated record.
UAUGAACGAAAAAUAAUGAAGCUUCCCAUAGCGAAGCCAAGAUUUGUACAUAAAUUUUACUCUCCACGCCCCCCAAUACCUCAUCGCAACUUCUCAUUUUCACCAUCUAAAUUUAACCAAGGGAUUGAGUAUAAUAUCCUUUCACCACCACCAUCUUCAUCUCUGAAUGCUUUUCCUUUCUAUAGAGCGAAGCAGAUAUUCAAGAUGACGAGCCUUUUACCCGACGCCGCGGCCACCGCUGACAAGACGGCGAAAUCGGAGAAGAUCAAGGGAACUGUUAUUUUGAUGAAAAAGAAUGCUUUGGACUUAAAAGAUUUGGGUGCAUCUGUUCUUGAUGGAGUUGAUGAAUUGAUUGGGAACAGAGUUUCGUUGCAGCUUAUCAGUGCUGAAAAUGGUGACGCUGCGAAUGAGUUUCGAGGAAAAGUUGGGAAACCUGCAUAUUUGGAGCAUUGGAGUUUUACAGACAUUUCUCCAGUAGCAGGGGAAUCUAAAUUCAGUGUCAACUUUGAUUGGGAUGAAGAAAUUGGAAAACCUGGAGCUCUACUGAUAAAAAAUAAUCAUCAUACUGAAUUCUACCUCAGGUCCAUCACUCUUGAACGUGUUCCAGGCCAUGGUCGGAUUCACUUUGUUUGCAAUUCUUGGGUUUAUCCUGGUCAUAAAUAUGAAAAACCCCGUCUGUUCUUCACCAACGAGACAUACCUUCCGCAUGAGAUGCCAAAGGCACUACGUAAAUCCAGAGAAGAAGAGCUCAACACAUUGAGAGGGAAUGGCAAAGGAGAACUUCAAGAAUGGGACCGUGUUUAUGACUAUGCUUAUUAUAAUGAUUUGGGGGAUCCUGAUAAGGGUCCCGACUACGCCCGACCAGUUCUUGGUGGAUCUGCUCAUUACCCUUAUCCUCGUAGAGGAAGAACAGGCAGACCUCCAGCAAAAUCAGAUCCAAACACUGAGAGCAGGUUACCACUUUCGAAGAUCUUUGACAUUUAUGUUCCAAGAGAUGAACGAUUUGGACGUUUAAAGUUUUCGGAUUUUCUGAGUUAUUUCAUAAAAUCUGGAGCUCAAUCCAUACCACCUGAACUAAAAGAUCUAGCUAACAGAACUGAUAAUGAAUUCCAAUCUUUUGGGGAAGUUCUUGAUCUCUACUAUGGAGGGAUUAAAAUUCCCUCUAACACUUUGCUGGAUACUAUCAUCAACAACAUUCCCUUGGAGUUGCUCAAACAAAUUUUUCGAACGGAUGGCGAGCAACUACUCAAAUUCCCUGUGCCUAAGGUCAUUCAAGAUAAUUUAAAUGCAUGGAGGACAGAUGAGGAAUUCGCCAGAGAAAUGCUUGCUGGUGUAAACCCGGUUAUCAUUCGGCUUCUUGAGGAAUUUCCUCCAACAAGCAAGCUAGAUCCUAGAGUAUACGGUGAUCAAAACAGUUCGAUAACAAAGGAACACAUAGAGCACAACUUAGAAGGACUCACAAUACACGAGGCACUGAAGACCAACAGGUUGUUCAUAUUGGAUCAUCAUGAUUCACUAAUGCCAUAUAUCAGAAAGAUAAAUUCUACUUCAACGAAGACUUAUGCAUCGAGAACCGUGUUGCUUCUGAGAGAUGACGGGACUUUGAAGCCACUGGCGAUUGAAUUAAGUUCGCCAGAUCCAAAGGGGGAUCAAUAUGGUGCUGUAAGCAAGGUCUAUACACCUGCACAAAAUGGGGUUGAAGGUUCCAUAUGGCUGCUGGCUAAAACUUACGUGGCUGUAAAUGAUUCUGCUGCUCAUGAGCUCAUAACCCAUUGGUUGAAAACUCAUGCCACAAUAGAGCCAUUUGUGAUUGCGGCGAAUCGGCAGCUUAGUGUGGUUCAUCCAAUUCAUAAGCUUCUCCACCCUCACUUCCGUGACACAAUGUAUAUAAAUGCAGUGGCCCGGGAGAUUCUUAUCAAUGGAGGUGGAUUACUAGAGUUCACUGUUUUCCCUGCAAAGUAUUCCAUGGAAUGGUCGUCUGCAGUGUACAAGGAUUGGAAUUUCCUUGACCAGGCUCUUCCAUCAGAUCUCAAGAAAAGAGGAGUUGCAGUGCACGAUAAGGAUUCACCAAAUGGACUUCGACUACUGAUAAAAGACUAUCCGUACGCUGUUGAUGGAUUGGAGAUUUGGUUUGCAAUUGAACAAUGGGUUCAAGAUUAUUGUUCAUUUUACUACAAGAACGAUGAAAUGGUUCAACAAGACCCAGAGCUUCAAGCCUGGUGGAAGGAAGUUCGAGAGCAGGGUCAUGGUGACAAGAAAGACGAGCCGUGGUGGCCCAAAAUGCAAACUCGCAAAGACCUCAUACAUUCAUGCUCCAUUAUCAUAUGGCUUUCUUCAGCUCUCCAUGCAGCCACUAACUUCGGCCAAUAUCCUUAUGCAGGCUACCCUCCCAAUCGUCCCACCAUAACCCGCAGGUUCAUGCCUGAGAAAGGCACUCCGGAAUAUACUGAACUCGAGUCGAUUCCUGACAAGUUUUUCCUUAAAACAAUCGCUGCUCGGCUGCAAUCAGUGAUUGGGAUUGCAUUGAUAGAAAUUCUGUCGAGGCAUUCAUCGGACGAAGUUUAUCUGGGACAAAGAGACACACCUGAAUGGACGUUAGAUAAAACACCAUUAGCAGCUUUCAAGGAUUUUGGAGAGAGGCUUUCGGGAAUCGAGGAAAAGAUCGUGCAGAUGAACAAUGACAAGAGAUUUAAGAAUCGUGUAGGUCCUGCUAAUAUGCCCUACACUUUGUUAUACCCUUCAAGUGGAGUUGGAAUCACAGGCAAAGGAAUUCCAAACAGUAUUGCAAUCUAAUGCUUUAAACACACCUAAUUGAUUUUAUUAAUAGUGUGUUAUGGAUUAAUCAAUGUAUUAUUCUCACUAUAUGUAAUGUUUUUAAAAAAAAUUACUUUAGCACUUAAAUUAUGAUUUCGUCUUAUUUGAUCCUCAA